This is a messenger RNA of Eimeria acervulina, 4662 nucleotides long. RefSeq names its product Proteophosphoglycan 5, related. Bases 1 to 4662 code for a protein of 1553 amino acids. NCBI's taxonomy places the organism in Eukaryota, Apicomplexa, Conoidasida, Eucoccidiorida, Eimeriidae. The record is from RefSeq and is a predicted model, not a curated record. The transcript has 7 exons.
AUGCGGCGGGCCUCCCCCAGCGGCUGCGCAAGCAACAGUCGUUCAUCCGAUGAUAUAUCGAAGGGACUGGAAAGACCAAGCAGCACUUCCGCUGUAGAAGAUACGAGAAAAUGUGUAAGUGGUGGCGAGUUGCUGGUGCCAGAAGAGCUGAAAAAUCAUCUCUUUGGAAGAAGGAGGUCACAUCCUGGAAGAGUCCAAGCCCUAGAUGCUGAAUCACCACUGUCUGCCGCUUCCACGCCGACCCGCAACACCAUAAGAUCAGCAGGAGGAAUCAAUAAAGAUAUCAUGAUACCUGAUGCAGAUAGAGUUCACGAGAAACUCCAGCAAAUGUGGGAUGACGGGGAGCUGUCACCCCGCGCGCCUCUUGACCGCUCUUUGGGCUACGUCUCUUCUUCCCCGAACAGCACGGGGAAGGGAGCUCCAAGUAGUUCAGCAACACCUGAAUCUGCAGCUGGAGGAACUCAGUCAUGCAGGCAGAAUUUGCAGCAGCAGGGGGUGGGAGGUCCGUUGUUCAUUAAUGAUGUCAGAGCGCUUCGGCAGAUGGCACCCUUCAGCUCGACGGAGGAACAAGUUCUCACAAGAUCACAACGAAGAAGAAGCAGUGCGAAUCUCUUGCAGCAACUUGUAGCAGCACAGUCUUGUGGACAAGCGCACCUGGGACACAGUGAAACUUCCUCCCAGCAAGAGCAAUGCAUUACCCGAAAAGAACAACGGCAGCAGCAUGAGCCAGUUUUUCAUGGACAGCAGCUGAAGGGGCAGUGCGCUAUCUCCGACAUUCAGCAGCAGCAGUAUCAAUCUCAGACAGUGGUAGAAGCUCUGGAUCUUUCCUUUGGUCAGGCAAGCGGACUCAAUUCCGUGGCUGGUACCGAUACUGUGUCACGGGGCAUUGGAGCUCGCAAGCGGCGCGCCAGUAGCCCUGUAAUCUCCACUGAUUCGUUUUCCCCAAAUGGAUAUCCUAAGAAAAAUGAUAUUAUUUCAUCAGCUGAUGGAGCGCCUCAGCCUCUUGGCCGCAAGCGCCUUUCUGCUCUUCGUCCAUCUACGCAUACCCUCGUCACUGUGGGUACAACUCCUGCCACAACCAAGGCGUCACUUAGACGCAAUUCAGUUACCACGGCGGUGCCAUAUAUAGGGGAAAGUGAUGGCGAUAGAGGGACGGUCGAUAUACCCAUCAACUGCGUAGACAGCAACAGCAGCAGCAGCACGAUAGAGUCCCCCUUCCAGAAGCAUCCUCCACCUUCCCCUUCGGACUUCCCGGUCUCAUCUCCUAUUAACUCCAGGUCUUACUCCCCUCGGCAAAAUGCUGCGACAGCGCCAAAGCAGCAGACCCACCACAUGCAGUCUCAUGGCGCUUCUGCUACUAGUGGCAGGCCACAUAUACGUAGCCCCAUCGGGAAGCAGAAGCAUGCACUGGGCAGUCCACUUCGGACGUCUCCCCGUCGUACACAUGGUGAAGGGGGCCCAUUCGGCCAUCCAUUCCAGACUCCACGGGCCGCUUGUAGCUCGUUGGAAUCUCAUGAGGAUGCAACGGGUGUUUCCGUUCGCCAACGAGCCUCACAGCGUUGCAUGUCACCCCUUCCGCCUGUGCCAACGACCGCCUCCAACCCGAGAUCCGUGGGGGAGCAGCGGGAGGAUGAUGCCCGCGAACAAAUCGCUUCGCUUGCGACAGAAGAUGGGCCUGAAAUGGCCAGUAACAUUACACUGAAGGCGGCGUCUACUGGAAAAACCGCUGUGACGUCUCGCCGCGCUUCGGCGGUGCCAGCGUCACGCCUCAAGCUGGCUUCGGGCAACUCCAACGCCUCCAUAGUACCGCUCAGGAGCGGCAGACAAGCAGGAGGGGAAAAGGGAGUGACGGAGACACCUGGAAUGCGCAACGUUCCUCCUUCACCAAGGAAAAGUGCGACUCCUGCCUCCACCUGGCACAGACCGGGGCGGUCUGGCGGUGCUCCUCGUGUAACUGCAUCGGAGAGGCAGUGCAAAAGCCAUUCGAUGCCUGCAACAUCUAAACACUCACCUGACCUAGCUGAGAGGGCUGCCUCGGAGCCGCACAGCAAGGGCCAUUGCCCAACCACUAGAGGGCCAGGCGAUUCUCCCGCAGCAGCCGCUGCAACGCGCAGACGUUCGGCGGCGAGGCGCAGCACUGGACUGGUGCCAUCAGCAGGAGCGUGUUCGCCUUGGGAUCCAACCUCGCCGUCAGCGCGUCGCUCUGUUUGUGUAUCACCGGUGGCUUCUCAGGAUGUCACCGACGAGGCUUCUCUGCUUGGCACAGCAAGGAACCCCGUGCGCUUUGCAAAAGGUGCGGCGCUACAGGAACGCAAGCCAGUGGCAAGGGUUGGGAAUUCACCGUGUGAAGCGGCAACCGAGAGUUCAGUGUCUUCAAGGAAUAGUGAGGCUGAUAUUUGCCUUGGGGCCAGCAAAGGAGGACGCAGCUCAACACGAGGUCCCGCAGCAGGGAGAAGUGCAACAGUAAGCACCGCUCGGAGGGGUUUUACUCGCGCUACCCCAUCACGCCCCUCUGCGGGAAAGCUUCGAGCCAACAGUGGCAAAGGGCUGUUUCAUAGUGCAGCUGGACGGGGCAGUGCGAGUGCGCUGUCUAUCAUAAAGCCUAGACACCCUAUUAGUGCUCCAGAGAAACAAAAGGGCGUCAAUCGCAUUACAGUGAGCUGCAAACCAUCUGCAGGUGGGGUUCGCGGGCUACGUAAUUCUCGCAAUAAAUUACCAGCAUGCAGCUCAGGCCCUCGGGCAAUAUCCGCAGUAGCGGCCUUGCGGCAAGGCCGCCCGGAGGUAAAGUGUCAUUCACCGAUCCGCACGGACAUGGAGUUUCAAGUUUCUGAUUCGGCAGCAGUGAAAUCUUCCGAUGCGAAUGCAACCGGAUCUAAAGUAGAUGCGAAGCAUGCCGAGCUUGUUGAACAGGAUGCGCGCAACAAAGGUCUUCACAGCAGCUGUCUGAGCAAGCCCGAACUUUUGAGCAUACGCAGUGUAAUAUCUACGCCCCCCGCGCAAUCAGAACGGGCUUGCCUCAAGGCCGCAGACGAAGGGCACAGAAGCUGCUCGAAAUGCACAAUCGGCUGGUCCGCAGUCUCCACCAGUACAAACUCUAGUGCAGGUAUCGGUGUUUCUGCAUCUGCAGCCUGCGCAGCACUGGCGGAGAAUUCGUGGGGUAGCGUCACGGCGCAUCCUCCGAGCAGGCGGCGCAGCAGCUCCCCGCAUAGCCUAGCACUGCAAAAAGGUGCCGGCAACGACAAUGGGGAUGAUAAUCAUCAAUCAGGCACCUCUACGUCCCUGCGUCGAGCUUCAAGUGCCUGUAGCCUCGAAGAUGGGGAUGGGAAGCGCGUUUCAGCCCAACAACAAAAGAACGAGGCACUACACCAGGAGUGGGAGGGCCGCGAUCGAGAGUACCAGGAAAAGCAGCAGAAUUUGUUGCUAGAACAACAGCGAAGAGAGCGAUUGCUUGCAUGGGAACAACGCGAGGCUGAAUUGCUGAAAAACCGGAAGGCUCUCUCCAAAGAAGAGCCUUCAUUUUGGGGAUUUGACCCAUUCAUGGUUGAUGAAGAGGAAGAGAAGGUCCUCACAACAGAAGAACUUCGUGUUGAGGUGUCGCGUUUCUUGAAGGGGGACUUGCGUUUCCACUCACGAGCUGACUUGCUUCGCGUCGUGAAGAAGUUCAGCGAACAGACCAGAACGACGACGACAACCACGAGCUCGAGGCUGAACUUCACAAAAGUGGAGCAACGCGUCGUUCCAAUGGCGGCCCGCCAAGUGCAUGGCACUGUGCCACACGAAAGACGCCGAAAGUCAAUCCUUCGCAACAGCAAUGGCUCGCAGCAGCCUUCUGAGGGACGCACGAGAAACCGAGGAAUCAGCUUUUCCCCUUUCAACAAGGUCCAGCUGUACAUGCUUGAUGAGCAUGAACGGGCGAGCAAAGAAGCAGCCGCUCAUUUGUCUCAGCAGGGGGAACAGCGACAACAGCUGCGCCAGAAGCUGGCGCACCAAUUUCAACUGAUGCUGCUGCGAGGCGAUUCGGACUUGGAGCUGGCGCUGAUACGUCGAGAAUUAGCAAACCUGUACGACUCUGACGAUGAGGAUAGUAUAGCCUUCUUAUCGCCUACGCUGGCUCCGGGCCGCGGUGCCGAAGCAGAGAGUGGAACGUCUCCUAAUCCUUCUCAGCAGGGUGGUGCAGAGAUGCAGCUUAAUGAUGCUAGGGAGCCGACUGGGGCCGUAGCUUCAGAAGGAAGUGGACUAGGCAGGCUCCCCUUUACGGUUUCACCUUCUUGGAGGCAGAGACCCCACAAUGUGUGGCAAGAAACCCCGGGGGCCUCGCAGACGGAACCCUGUGCUGAAUGGAGCCCACCUCCAAGUCCUAUAGAACACAGCCGUUUGAAUACAGCUGGAGAGAAGGAAAGGGAUCGAUGCUGGGGAACGCCCAUAACAGGUGCAGGCAGUGCCAUUGGGGACAAUCGUGAGCUUGGUCGCUCAGAUAACGAUGAAAAUGCGAACUCCAACGCGACGCAGAGCUCCACAAAUCUGAACCCUGCCAAGGACAUGUUGGAUUCGCAAGACCCAGUGAAAGAACUGCCCCCUAAGCACUUCGCGGCAGAAGCGACUAGGCGACCGUCUGUGCUGAGCCGGCGCCUUUCCGUGGUCCCCAACGCCCAGCCCAUCUGA